Messenger RNA from Trachymyrmex septentrionalis, 1603 nucleotides. RefSeq names its product histone-lysine N-methyltransferase SMYD3 (gene Smyd3). Bases 244 to 1557 code for a protein of 437 amino acids. The record is from RefSeq and is a predicted model, not a curated record. Gene Ontology annotation, molecular function: protein binding. The transcript is spliced from 6 exons. NCBI's taxonomy places the organism in Eukaryota, Metazoa, Arthropoda, Insecta, Hymenoptera, Formicidae. Gene Ontology annotation, cellular component: nucleus.
GUAUGCAUUUCUAUUUUUAUAUUAUCUAAACAUAAAAAUAAUCCUGUUGUAAUUUAAAUUCGUUCGAAUUAUAUAAGACGCCACAAAUAUAUUGGAAAAUAUAAAAGUUAGAAGUUUAAGGUUAUGAACAAUACCGGUAUUUAUUCGUCGAACAAAAACAAGUAGGUUAGGUUAGAUCACGCUUUAAAAUCUUCACAUAUUCAGAAUAGAAAGACCAAAUAUUUCAUAAAUGUAAUUUUCGAAAUGAAUUCCGACAUAAUAAAAAAGGGAACGACAAUCUUUACUGGUAGACCAUUUGUUUUUACUCUUAACUCGAAACAUAGGACUACUCGAUGUGACAACUGUUUGAAGAGUGGGAAAUUGUUAAAGUGCUCGAGUUGUCAGUAUGUGUAUUAUUGUGACCGCAAUUGUCAGAAAGAAUCGUGGCCGAUACAUAAGGCAGAAUGUACACGUUUGAAAAAGGUGUCACCGAAAGUGUUGCCAGAUGCGGCUCGACUUAUGGCACGUAUCAUUCUCAAACUCAAUCAAGGUGGAGCCGAGGAAGUGGGCUAUUACACUGAGAAAAACUUCAGAAGAUUCAAGGACCUAAUGUCUCAUUAUUCAGACAUAAAAGUGGAUGUUAAGCGAAUGGAACAUUUCACCAUGUUAUGUGGAGUUUUAUCCCAGUUUCUCGAUGAGACAUUUAUGCCUAAUAUCGCAGAGUUGAUGGGUAUUUAUGGCAGGAUAUGUACUAACUCUUUUAACAUAUUGGAUAUCAAUAUGAAUACUAUCGGAGUUGGUAUUUAUCUGGGAGCAUCUGUGAUAGAUCAUAGUUGUAAACCUAAUGUGGUUGUUGUUUUUGAAGGAACUACCAUUAUUGUUAGAACAUUAACAGACCUUCCUUCUUUGAAUUGGUCGCAGAUAAGAAUAUCCUACGUGGAUUUACUCAAUUCUAAUAAAGAUAGACGUGAGGAAUUGCACAGUUCGUACUACUUUUGGUGUGAUUGCGAAAGGUGUAAGAAAGAGGAACCAAUGGCCGAAGCGGCUGCAUGUCCAAACUUAUUAUGCGACUCGCCGUGUUCGAUUGAAGCUGACGAAUGCGAGAAGUGUAACACGGAAAUAUCUGUAGAAUUUAAAGAGACAUUUCGGGAAGUCGUCGAUUUUACUGUUCACCACUUGGAAAAAAUGAAAACUAUGGCUUAUCUUGAUGUUAGUAAGAUAUGUUUGAAGAAGCAGAAGGGUGUAAUGCAUAAAUUUAAUAUACAACAUGUCCGUACUCUAGAAAUGGCUCAUAUUGCGGCUAUGAACCUGAAGUGCUGGGAAGAUGCGGAGUUUUAUGGCAAGGAACUUGUGUCAGGAUACUUAUUGUAUUACGGGGAAAUACACCCUUUGACAGGACUGCUGUAUCUCACGGUAGGAAAGAUACAGUUGCACUUGGAAAAACCAAAAGAAGCGCUCCAAGCAUUAACUAAAGCGAACACGGUGCUAACGAUAACGCAUGGUGAUAAACACUCUAUAAUAGAAGAAGAAUUGAGACCUUUGCUCUAUCAAGCUGAUAUGGAGUCGAAUAGCGCGUAACGAUCUUAAAUUUUUGUAAUUUUUAUAGUAAUAAAGUAUUGUUUAA